GAGCCGGACGGCGCAGGUGAAGGGCGCGCGAAGCCAGCAAGCCAGCGAGAGAGACCCGGAGCUCGGACACACGGGGCCGGGGAGUCGCCAGCGCUUGGACGGCGGCGGGUCCUGCUGAGGGGCCACCCGGCUCCACUCCUCGGCUUCCCCGGCGGCAGCCCCCAUGGCGACCAAAGGACUUUAAAGGAGUUCGGGGGCUUGGUCGGCAUCUGGGCGAUUCCGGAUCCGGCGAUUCCUGCUCUCGCCGCGCCCUGUCAUUGAUGGGAAAUCAACUGGAUCGCAUCACUCACCUGAGUUACAGCGAGCUGCCGACCGGGGACCCCUCGGGGAUCGAGAAAGACGAGCUGCGCGUCGGAGUGGCUUACUUCUUCUCCGACGAGGAGGAGGAUCUGGACGAGCGAGGGCAGCCGGACAAGUACUGCGUGAAGGGCUCGAGCAGCCCGGCCCAAGAGUCCCCCACCCGCCACCACCAUCACCACCACCACACGCCGCAGCUGGUGCUGAGUGAGACUCAGUUCUCCGCCUUCCGCGGCCAGGAAUGCAUCUUCUCCAAGGUGAGCGGAGACUCCCAGACUGGAGAUUUGAGCGUCUACCCGGCGUCUUCCCUGCCCGCCCUGUGCAAGCCGGGAGACCUGCUGGAGCUGCUCUACCUGGGCCCGUCCGACCACCCUCCGCCGCCCCCGCAGUGGGCAGUCUAUGUGGGCAACGCUCAGAUCAUCCACUUGCACCAGGGCCAGAUUCGGCAGGACAGUUUGUACGAGGCGGCCGCCGGCAACGUGGGCCGGGUGGUGAGUAGCUGGUACCGCUUCCGCCCCCUAGUGGCCGAGCUGGUAGUGCAGAACGCCUGCAGCCACCUGGGUUUAAAGAGCCACGAGAUCUGCUGGACGAACUCGGAGAGCUUCGCCGCUUGGUGCCGCUUCGGCAAACGGGAGUUCAAAGCGGGCGGCGAGCUCCAGCCGGCCUCGGGCUCUCAGCCUCAGCAGCAAUACUAUCUCAAGAUCCACCUGGCGGACAAUAAGGGCCACACGGUGCGGUUCCAAAGCUUGGAGGACCUCAUUAGGGAGAAGCGCAGGAUCGACGCCAGUGGUAAACUGAGGGUGAUCCAAGAGCUGGCGAUCGUGGAUGAUGGCAAAGAAUAAAAAGCGCGAGUGGGUAGAAGGGACGCCGGCCGUGGCCCGAUCGGCAAGCACCACCCGUCCUCCCCGCGGACUCGCAGCGCCGCCUGGUUGCUCGGCUUCUUCCGCCUUUUCUCCUCCGGUCUUUCCCAUGGAGGGAAAAUCAUGGGCACAUUGCAAACGAAACCAGCGGCUGCCCUCCCCUUGGCCUCGGCCGGAGCUUGGUUCGCCUCCCGCGAACCGGGAUCGCCGUCACAAUGAUCCCGACCGCCCGGAGGAAGGGGUGGAAAGGGGUGGGGUCGGCCACGCGAUGAGCAAAUUAUGUGGACAAAGUCACUCCGUGUUCAUCAUACUUCCCAUCCUGCUUAAAUAAAAAAAAAAUG
Molecule: messenger RNA, 1498 nt
Organism: Ahaetulla prasina
Lineage: Eukaryota; Metazoa; Chordata; Lepidosauria; Squamata; Colubridae
Gene: LRATD1
Product: LRAT domain containing 1
Exons: 2
Coding region: 261-1139 (292 amino acids)
Source: RefSeq, a predicted model, not a curated record